Molecule: messenger RNA, 2196 nt
Organism: Strongylocentrotus purpuratus (purple sea urchin)
Lineage: Eukaryota; Metazoa; Echinodermata; Echinoidea; Camarodonta; Strongylocentrotidae
Exons: 8
Coding region: 372-1799 (475 amino acids)
Cellular component (GO): plasma membrane
Source: RefSeq, a predicted model, not a curated record
ACGGAGAGCGAGCGAGGUCUUUCCUCUUCGGCGUGAGCUCACCAAAUACACACACACAUUCGCCCAUCCACCACCUACAUAGCUUUAAUCGUGUGUGUACGGUUGGUACGAAAUGCAUGGGGGUCCCUGCGUGUUUCAACGCAGACGAUAUUUUCUAUGUUUUCUUUUUGCGAUCUGCACAGCUGAUUCGCCAACACAAAGCUAACACAUGACAUGCGACGACAAAGAAAUGCGAGCCUCAUAUCGACAGGCACAAUAAACUGUACCAAAUCGACGGGAAUUGAGCUCGGAAACGUGCAAUAGAGCUCUCCUUUUCUCCGGGAUUAUUCAUCUAUAUGCUGGCAUAUUUUGAAUAACCAACACGCAGAACCAUGGCGGAUAUUUCCUCUCCAAAAUUGAGCUUCUUAUCUUUGCGGAUGUAUGUUAUGAUUUUUGUCGGAGCUUCCCUGAUGUGCGAAAGUAUAUCAGCGCUCGAAAUCUUCACCCAAAAGACAGUAUCCCUGUGGCUGGACAAGACAGACCAAAGCAUCCCAUGCGAUGUACGACUACAGGAGGGGGAGCGGAUAUCGGGGUUCUCCUGGAGCCGAGCGCAGGAGGGGGCAUCGGACCCAAUCGAAAUUAUAAAGGUGUUCCGCGAUGUUGUAUCGGGCUCGGGAAUUGAGAGCGGGAAUUUCAGUCUUUCAGAGAACAAGUCGCUGGUAUUACACCGGCCACCAACGAUAGAGGACGAGGGGCAAUACAUCUGCAAAGUGAUUUUAUCGGGCGCCUCCGCGGGGGAUCAAAAUACAAAUUCCAGUACUAUUCGUGUUCUUUCUGCUCCGACGGAACUAUAUCCUACUAUUCUUGAAUGUGCAAACGCCGAUGAACAUGCUGAAAAUGAGGACGAAACAUGUGUAAUCAAACUCGAGGUUGGGACGGGUAUAAACUUAACAUGCGAGAUUUCUGGAUUUCGACCCCUCUUGGAUUUAAGGUGGACAAACGCAACUCAGGACGAGAUUGCAAGUUACAGGACGUUGACAAAUAAUUCUGAUGGAACACAAAACCUGUCCGUGACAUUUGAAGUAACAUCUAGUCUUGAGAGACAGGAGUUUUCAUGUAAUGUGAGCGGGGAAGCAGUCUCGGGACAAAGAUGGAGCGUAGUCGCAAUUCAAGGGGUAGAAGCAAACGGGUCACCACUCGUAGUCAUCAUCGUCAUCGUCGUGUCAAUCCUAUUAGUACUCUUGGUCCUCUUCAUUUGCAUCAUCCUCAUACUCAAGAGCAGGAGGAGGAGGUCGAGAGCUGAACCGGGGACGCCGACAAGGCAGGAACAGCUCACAGAACUAGAGAGGGGAUCGGCUGUCCGUCCAAUAGAAAACAAUCACUACACAAACGAGCCAGUAUCUGUGCUGGUAGAAGAACCGCCCGUAGAGAUUGUAGAGACCAAAUGUACCGAAGGAACACAGACAGAUAUUCCUGAACCACCUGAAGACGAAGACAGAAUGAGCACAGAUGACAUCGAACAGUCUCAGGAGUUAUUGAACAAGGAUGAUAGAGAAGACAGCCAAUCCAACUCAAGAGCACCGUCACACCUUUCCAGUCGAUCAGACAUCGCCCAUCAUGAAUUCGGGGAGAGCUGGGUUUGCGUGAGCCCCGAGGAGCUUCGGAAUCUACAAGAUCGCAAAGAUGACGACGGAACCGGUGCAGAUGAACCAGGUACAUCUGUUGAGCGCCCUCAGCGUCCGGGUCACUUUCGUGGUGUGUUCCAGGGCUUUGGUAACCUUCUGGACACCUUCAGCAACUUGAUGCGGCAUGAAGCCUAAUAUAAGAGAUGCCGACUGUCGCUGUUAAUAUAUUUAUUGCUUCUAUUUUGUCUUGUUUUCAAUAACUUCGCUUUGGCCACAUUGGCAAAGAGCGGAAUGGUAUUAGACAGCAGAUAUAUAUGGACUAUACUAACACAAUGGAACAUGGUCAGACGUGACCUUAAAAACCCUGCUUGUAUAUCUUGCCGUGUUUAAUUUUGAUGGGUAUCUAAAGUAUCUGCAUGUCAAAAGACAUGAACAGAUAUUCAGUAUGAAACAUCCUGGAAAUCAUGCAUAAAGUUUAUAUAUCAAACAUUAUGUAUCUUACGUGUCAGGAGGUGAAGGCCACAAUUCGCUGACAGAGACUUGGUCGAAAUACCAUUGCUGAUGUGUAAAAGUCUGCACGCAGAAAACACCG